AUGAUAGCAAGUCUGAGUAAGAAUUAUGGCCUACAUAGCCCAAAGGGCGGGAUGGAAGUAAGGCCGAAUAAAGGGUCAUUACAUGAAUACCAAGAUAGGCACGAGAGGCUACGAUACCAGCCUAAGAGGGGAAAUCAACAUGUGUCAUUAAGGUAUGAAGAAAUUGAUCCGCUGAAUCCCAUCCAAGAUAGAAGCAUGUGGAUUCCAAUAGGCAGAGGCAAAAAUCGGGAUGUGGCAUAUGUAUCAAGACCUUGCCUGGAAAAUGGUAAUGGUAUAGGACUAGGGGUCCAAAACUUCCUCCAAUACCUCUACGCAAAACUCAAACAAGAAGAGCUCAGAGGCAAUAUACCACUACCUACAAUACAGAGUUGGAAUGGGCGAACAAGAGCCAAGGCUGAUGCUAUGGCAUCUUUGGAGGCAGUGGCGGUCGAGGAGAUAAAGUUGCACUGA
This is a messenger RNA of Prunus armeniaca (apricot), 450 nucleotides long. Lineage: Eukaryota; Viridiplantae; Streptophyta; Magnoliopsida; Rosales; Rosaceae. The record is from the annotation of a GenBank genome assembly.